Molecule: messenger RNA, 969 nt
Organism: Tyto alba (common barn owl)
Lineage: Eukaryota; Metazoa; Chordata; Aves; Strigiformes; Tytonidae
Product: vacuolar protein sorting-associated protein 29
Exons: 4
Coding region: 73-618 (181 amino acids)
Biological process (GO): intracellular protein transport; retrograde transport, endosome to Golgi
Cellular component (GO): retromer complex; endosome
Source: RefSeq, a predicted model, not a curated record
CAUGGUGCGCGUCACUUCCUGGUUCUCUCAGUGCGCGUCCGGGAGCCGGCGAGGCCGGGUCUGCGUGGCGGGAUGUUGGUGUUAGCAUUAGGGGACCUCCACAUCCCACACCGGUGCAGUGGUCUGCCGUUGGAGUUCAAGAAGCUGCUGGUUCCGGGGAAGAUUCAGCACAUCUUGUGUACAGGAAACCUCUGCACCAAGGAGAGCUAUGACUACCUCAGGACUCUGGCCGGGGACAUCCACGUGGUUAGGGGGGACUCUGAGAGCCUCAGUUAUCCCGAAGAGAAGGUUGUAACUGUUGAGCAGUUCAGAAUCGGGCUGAUUCAUGGCCAUCAAGUUAUUCCCUGGGGUGAUGCGGCCAGCCUGGCACUGCUGCAGAGGCAGUUGGAUGUGGACAUUCUCAUCUCAGGACACACGCACAGAUUUGAAGCAUUUGAACAUGAAAACAAAUUCUAUAUAAACCCUGGAUCAGCUACAGGAGCCUACAGCCCUCUGGAAAUGAACAACAUCCCUUCAUUUGUACUGAUGGAUAUCCAGGCUUCUACAGUUGUGGCUUAUGUAUACCAACUAAUUGAGGAGGAUGUGAAAGUAGAAAGAAUUGAGUUCAAGAAGUACUGAGUCGUGUUCAAAGCUGCUUGUUGACUUUUUGCUGCCUUUUGUUCCUUGUCAUUCCAGUCCAGGCUGAGUGGAGGCAGACCACAGGGGGGUGCUGCUGCUGCAGCAUGUUGGACUGUAAAGCAGCCACAAUGCUUUCUUGCUUGUGAGCUUGUAAAAAAACAUUAGUCUUAGUUCCCAACCAGACCUUGAAGCAGAAGCAACCGCUGAUGAAGAGAGAGGCCUGCGGGAACUAUCCUGUGUCUGAGGAGAAGCUGCUGUGUUCCUGGCCUAAGGGAGUCCAGGAGAGUGGUGGUACCUUGGCACUGAACCUCUUGGGCAAAGUGAAUGUAGACUAAUAAAUCCCUGCCUUCA